CGCCUUCGCCGUAGUAGCGCGGAUGCUGUUUUUGUCGCGUCUCCGCCUCCGCGCUCCUCACUUUCUGCCGACUGCAGACGAGCGCACACAGGCCGCCGUGAACUCUCCCGAGGCCGGAUGGUAAAAUCCAACCUCCAGCGGAUCCUAAACAGUCAUUGCUUUGCCCGUGAGAAAGAAGGAAAUAAACCGUGUGAAACUAGCAGCAUCAUGGAGGCGUUCAGUAACAGUAUUAACGACGUGAUGGGAAGUCUGUCGCUGUGCUGUAGUAGUACCACUGGUCCAGGGCCUCUGUGGUGCUCCGAUGCCCCUCACCCACCUCUGAAGAUCCCAGGUGGGCGAGGGAACGGAGCACGGGAUCACUCAUCCACAGCGGCACCACCGCAGCAGCAGCUGCAGCUGUACUCAGACAGGAAGUUGACUGUGACGGAAGAGCCCGCUGGGGCCGGUCGCCCCCGGAUACUGCACUUUCAGAGCCGGCCCACCGUUUCCCGGGCGAUCAAAUGGGAGGCGGUGCUUCGGGGCCCCGGCCUGUUCGUGGAGAUUCCCUGCGAAUCGUUUCCAGAGGGCAGCAAAGAGAGCUUCGUCUCUCUGCUGGAGUUUGCUGAAGAACAUCUGAAAGUCGUCAGUGUGUUCGUCUGCUUUUAUAAGAACAGGGACGAUCGUGUGAAACUGGUGCGUACGUUCAGCUUUCUGGGCUUUGAGAUGGUGAAACCGGGCCACGCUCUGGUCCCCGCUCGACCUGACGUUCUCUUCAUGGCCUACAACUUUGACAGGGAUUCCUCGGAUGAAGAUUAGUCUCCUCUCAUUCCUCAAUCUGGAUCCGUCUACAGGCUUCAGGCGGAGCCGCGCAAUCUGUUUGACUCGUUCAUCAAGUGAAUCUGUUUGCUUUUAAUGCCCUUGUUUUUUUGUUUAUACGAUGUUCGAUUUUCUGGAAUGUACAAAAGGUCAUUUCUGCGUUUGAUUGGACGUUUCUUCCUGCUCUUCAAGCCUGCACAGGAU
Sinocyclocheilus rhinocerous is the source of this 999-nucleotide messenger RNA. Its product is annotated as ornithine decarboxylase antizyme 2-like. Gene Ontology annotation, molecular function: ornithine decarboxylase inhibitor activity. Gene Ontology annotation, cellular component: nucleus; cytoplasm. NCBI's taxonomy places the organism in Eukaryota, Metazoa, Chordata, Actinopteri, Cypriniformes, Cyprinidae. The record is from RefSeq and is a predicted model, not a curated record. Gene Ontology annotation, biological process: positive regulation of protein catabolic process.